AUGUCGUCGCAACCUCCCCAAGACAUCAACGCCCUACUGCACGCAAUGCGUACGCAGAUUGGGGCGUUGACAGCUCAACUCGCCGAGAUGCAGGCCAAUCCCCCUGCAGCAACCCCCUCGGUUGAAAAGAAAUUCAACAAAAAGGUCGAAGUCGUCGCUGACCCUGGCGCCUUCGAGGGAGACCGGGCACGAUUUGCCGAAUGGUGGAUCAAGCUCCAAAUUUGGGUCAAGGCGAAUUGGGACGCGUUCGCCGACGACUUUGAGGUAGCUACUGCGGUGCUAUCUCGACUAAAAGGACCUGUGGCGGGUCGAUACGCCCAAGUUAGACUCCAGGAGUGCUACACCGCGGGAGUGUGGCCUACCUGGGACGAUCUCAAAAUUGAGAUCGAAAAAUAUUUUAAACCACAAGCUGAGCGUGACUGGGCACGUCAGCAAAUCCGUUCCUUCAAACAAGGAAACAUGAGGACGGAUGAUUUUGUAACCCGGUUCCUGGCCCUCUCAAUCCAAGGGGGUCUUGGUAAUGAACACGCAGUAGAACUGCUGGAACGCAAUGUGAACCCUCGCAUUGCAGAACAGAUCUACCUGCAGGAUACAAGAAGUGACAACCUGGCUCUGGCAGCCGAGGAAGUCCGACGAGUCGGUAGAGCCAUAGAGCUCUACACCAUGCACCAAGGUGGCGGGUCCACCAAACAAAACAACAUACCCCAGAGGCGCCCUGGGUCAUCAAACCAAUAUCAAAAACACUCUCACGGGUUCAAGCCGUUCGGGCUGCAACCAGGGCAGGGAGCCCCUAUGGAUAUUGGCGCGGUCCAAGGCGGACAGAUGCGCAGAUUCAAGGGGGCCUGCUAUAAUUGCGGCCAGGAGGGACAUAUGUCCAGAGACUGCAGAAAAGGGUCGCAGGCCGGCCAACAAAAAAAUAACCAAGGGCGCCAGGCGCGCCAAUUGGAAACCGAACAACCGGACGAUCGGCUCCACUCAUUGGCCGGUCGUUCUUACGACGAAAUCCGGGCUUUCUUCUACGACCAACAGGUCAACGAGAUGAAGGCCCAGGGAAAAGAAUUCGGGGCUUAG
This is a messenger RNA of Serpula lacrymans var. lacrymans S7.9, 1071 nucleotides long. RefSeq lists its product as uncharacterized. The transcript has a single exon. Lineage: Eukaryota; Fungi; Basidiomycota; Agaricomycetes; Boletales; Serpulaceae. Gene Ontology annotation, molecular function: nucleic acid binding; zinc ion binding. The record is from RefSeq and is a predicted model, not a curated record. The coding region runs from base 1 to 1071 and encodes 356 amino acids.